UAGCUGCUUGCUGUUCUUUUAGCAAGGGAAAUACCUCUCAGCAUAGACUCAUCUCUCUCGCUCACCGGAGCGAUCAUGAUCGACAUUAAUAGAAACAUGUAAGUUAUGGAUUCCUGUAGGUCCACCCUACCGUCAACGUGACCAGGGAAUCGCUGCUUCCUCAUCUUAGUCCUACUUUCUUACCAUCACCUAGUAUAUUAGUCUUUUAUUGAUCGACCCAGGAAAUUAUAAAGGGUCUUCAAGCUUAAAAGCGGAAUCGAUGAGGAUUCCAUUCCGCAGCAAAGCAAGUUCCUUCUCCUCUCCUCUGCUCUGAACCUCUACCUUAUUCCUCUCAGACGUGUCUAAUACAUUGGAUUCUCGAUCGCCAAUUAUGAUUCUCCAAUUAGCUAUACUACUUCCCCGCCGCUGCUUAUAAAGAGCGAGCACCCAGGCGACAGCUUCCUCAUGCCAAGAGCCCUCCGGCGAACACCGCCUCCACAAUUCCCUCCUUCCUCCUCCCGUUUCAUCCUCGACUCUCCUCUUACCACCUCUUGAUCCUCGCCACCAUGGCUUCGGGAUCGCUCUCGCGCAGCUCGACCUCCUCGUGGACUCCGCAGCAGAACAAGCUCUUCGAGCGGGCUCUCGCGGUGUACGACAAGGACACCCCCGAUCGCUGGCUAAAUGUGGCACGAGCCGUAGGCGGGGGGAAGACCGCCGAAGAGGUCAAGAAACACUACGAGCUGCUCUUGGAGGACCUCCACCGCAUCGAGUCGGGUCGGGUGCCGUAUCCAAAUUACAAGUCCUCCGGCACCCGGCGCUGACGAGGAAGAGAGGCUGAGGUGGUCGAAGCUCCAGGAAAACCAUCCUUCUUCUCUGGAGAUCACUUAAGAUCAAUACAUUAUAUGUUUUGGGGCAGUGGUGAAGUUAAUGUAGUCGUCGGAUGUUCCUUUGCAUGUCGAUGUGUCUACUUUGCAAGUGAAUGACAUGGCAAAGCAUUGACUCGGUGUUGGCUUUUA
Musa acuminata AAA Group (dessert banana) is the source of this 995-nucleotide messenger RNA. Its product is annotated as protein RADIALIS-like 3. The record is from RefSeq and is a predicted model, not a curated record. Gene Ontology annotation, molecular function: DNA-binding transcription factor activity. Lineage: Eukaryota; Viridiplantae; Streptophyta; Magnoliopsida; Zingiberales; Musaceae. The coding region runs from base 546 to 800 and encodes 84 amino acids. The transcript is spliced from 2 exons.